Messenger RNA from Aegilops tauschii subsp. strangulata, 5619 nucleotides. RefSeq lists its product as uncharacterized. The record is from RefSeq and is a predicted model, not a curated record. NCBI's taxonomy places the organism in Eukaryota, Viridiplantae, Streptophyta, Magnoliopsida, Poales, Poaceae.
AGUUCGUCCCAAAAUCAAAAACAUGUGGCGGCUAAACCCUAAGCCACGACUUCUCGCCCCUCGACCUCGCAUCCUCCCCCCUCCGCCGCUCCCGCCAACCCCGCAUUGGGCGCGGAAUGAGAACUCGUACGCUUCCGAUCUGCUGGUUGUCGCCAACCUCGCACCCGGCGCGGCAGGAGCGCCGCUUCCCCUGGUAAGGCCCGGGCUGAGGCCGAUUACGAGUCGGAUCGAUGCGUACAAGCAGAGGCUUGCGGUCAUCUCCGGGCUUGAAGCUUCGGUCGCGAAAGGCAUUCGCCUUGAUGUAACGCGGGAACAACUCCGGUACUCGAGGUGGUUCGUGGAAUCCAUUAUAGAGCAGCUGGAGCCCGUCCGCCGACAGCUCUCCGACGUCCUCGACAAGCAGUUCCCCUCCUAUACUCCCGAGGUGGAGAUACCGCAGCAGCAAAAAGAUGAGGAAAAUGAGAAUAAAGGAGCUGCUGUUCGAAAUGCUAAAGUGGAUAGUGAAAACAACUUGGUUUUGGACGAAACACAUCAAGAAGUUACUGCUUCAGAAGUAGGUGGUGGAAACAAUAAAAGUGAAGACCCAUCUUCAUCCGGAUCAUCUGGGUUAGAGAUACCAUUUUCUGCUGUUGUCAAUCGAAAGAAAGAUUCCUAUACCCUCAACAAGUUCAGACAGUUUCUAGAAAGGUUCAGAGUGGAAGGUGAUGCUUCGUACUAUUAUGUUUGUCAAGCUAUUGGAAUUGCUUCAUGUGGAUCCUGUAGCAUGCAUGUGCGCUACAGUCAUCUGGCCACAUGCCAUGAUAAGGAUUGGGUCAGGGAAUUGGUUAACAAUAAAGAUAGGUUGGCAGCACAAUUGGCAACCACUGCACUUGAAUUUGUGAGAUACGUUGCAGCCAAAGUAAAGAUACAGAGAGAGAUAUUAGAGCUGAAGGUAGAAUAUAUUCAAAUGCCCAGGAGGUAUGAGGCUCAUACCUGAAAGCAUUAGUUUCUCCUUAUCAUGUUUGCACGAAUAUACUUGAAUUCUUUUUCUAUUGCUUGCAUGCUGUUUAUAUUUGUACAAAAACGUCUCAAGAAUAAGCACCAAGGAGAAAAACACAAUCUCACAUGUUGGAACCAUUGAGCUAACUUUAACCCAGUUAAGAAAACAGCUGUAUGCGCUCAACGUGCACUGUAUGUUGUUCUUCUUAAAGCUCUGCUGCCUCUAUUGGUUCCCUCUUCUUCAAAAUUGGGCGUGGCUGCUGUUCUCUUUGAUCCUUGUUAGUAACCAUCUUCCUGCUACAUCUAGCAACAAGUAAUUAUCUACUGCUUAACCAUAUGACGAUGCUAUGAAGGAAGCAUGGUAUGUGCUGCCAUUGCAAUUUACAAGAACGACAUUAGCUAGCUGGCAGAUUUGAUCAAAACUGCCAAUAGAAGCAUACAUGAUUGAAUGUCAAUCUUACUAUCCUAAACAAAUGGAUGGCAAAUAUUACUUUGAGUAGACCGAGUACAUUUACUACAACUGAUUCUUGCUGUCAGUAAAUAAAGCAACAUCUAUCAAGUGUUGAAGUAUUUUCUAAUUACCAAAUCAGAUGUCAUCCGAUAUGAUAAGAAUUGGGGUGUGGCUAGAUCAUCAGUUGACAUUACCAUAGAACAUUUUUCUUGUCUUUUUCUGUUUUGAAAUCUCAAAAAGAAAAAGAAACCUGCAUGAAUCACUGCAUAGAUCCGAUGGUUUAUGAGUAGAUCGAGAAACAGCAAAACAGCGAAAUUAAGAUAAACCUUUUCUACAAUCAGAUUAGGCAUUUAGUUAUGUUUUCUAUGAGCCAACAAAAACCACAAAAGAUAUUGCAGUCACCAUUUUUGGAGGACUGGGUGGUGUAGAAUAGAAUAUGACCGUGCACGCCUCAACCUUGUACUGCUACAAGAAAGAGAAUUAGGUAGAUUAGAAUAUAAUUUAGGCAAAAAAAAGAGCGGACACACCGAUACUCAGAGCGCAUGAAACUGAAUGCAACACAAGUGGUCAAGUGGAUGUACAUCCCCCUACUGGUAUUCUUUGAACUUGUGCUGCAAGGGGAAUGUAUUGGGUGUUUUAAUCCUCCAUCCACUUCAGUCUUCUUUAAUCUGAAAGUGAGUUUGCUCCCUGGACUUUGCGGUGCUUUACCCUUCUUAAGCAGGGAAUUGGCAGUUUAGAUAGCAGUAGCACUGAACCUGAACAUGCUCUUGCAGAUGUUUUUGUACUGCUUUGCUUCAUUGCAUUAUUAUGUAAUCUUUGAAGAAAUCCGCGAAACACAUGUUAACUUCAGAUAUUGCAAGGGAGAAGCAUGGCGAUUGUGCAUAUAAGAAAAAUGCUUAUGUAUAUAAAUCAUGCGCAGCCAAGCCACCAUGCUUAGUUACUGAUUAGAUUUGUAGGUGAGGAAUGUGUAACACCAUAACAGAUGACUUCUCAUUGCUCCGGCUAACGAUCAGAGUGUCUACAAAAGAGGAACAUGGUAAUUUUAAAUAGCGAGUAGAAUACAAGCUGGUCACCACAUAUGCAGAGCAAUCUGGCAGUAUAACCCCCCAAGUAUUGUUUCGUUUUUAAUCUAUGGCCUAGGAAAUUAAACAGACAACAAAAUGUGAUGCAUCAGAAUCGGCACUAAAUUCAUUCGAGCAACUGCUCUAAACCAAACAGGCGAAGCACCCAAGCUUCCGGCUCAUAUUCCCGAUCCAACAACUAAGACAUCUGAUUUUACAGCUAAUGCAAAUAGAAUUUCUAUAGCUACCUGGCGCCCAAAUUUGCGAGGCUUGCACGGAGGAGCGAUGCGAGCAUGUCGUUGAGGAGGUCGUCAAGGAGCCAUACCCAGCCGUGACCGGUGCAGCAGGCAAACAUGCUGUCCGCUCCACUGCCUAUUCUGCUUCCGGCACUCAGUAAAAGGAGGCGACCGACGGAGGACGUGUCCUUCUCGGCAAUGGGGCUCGCAGGAGGAGCCACCACCGUCACCCUCCUUCGGCGACGGCGUGUGCCGUGUGCGGGUGGUAUCAUGAUUAGGAGGUGGCUGCGGAGGCAGUGUGCUUGAGCAGCUGAGGACACAGUGCGUGCCCCAGCUGAGCGUCGGGAAGGAAAAGAGAGUGGAGGCGAGUGCGGGAGAAUGGGUUGUGACUGAGCCGGAGGCGAGGAUUUCGCUAUUCAAUGGUGGUGGUGCCGGUGGUGGAGGCCAUCAGAACCAUGAUGUGAACUGCAAGGUGCACCGCAGGCAGACGUGGGUGAUGAGCAAAGGGAAGGGGGAGGGGUUUCAGUUAUAAUGAUCUGGAUGCGACUGAGAUGACGGUUCUAGCCCGGGUGGAUCGUGAUGUGAAAAGGGGGAAGGCGGCUGUUCUGGGAGCGGGAGGAAGCUGGGAAGGGUUUGCGUGAUAGAGGGUGUUUGCUCCCUGGCGCUUAUGGUUUUCCCACGAUUUAAUAUUUUCAUGUGCUCGGAUUUUUUUCGUGUGAGGAUUAGACGAAACAUGGGACGGGAGGUCAAACUGGAUGAGACAGGAGAAAUAAUGAGACGUGGGGUAGGAGGGAUUCAGGUUAUCGAUUCAGGCAAUCAUGGUUAGUGCUAGUGUUAAACAUCCGGCUAUGUGGAACUUUGGAUUUGACCAUAUGGACGUUGUAGAUGUCUUAAAAAUCUCCACCCUUUGUGCUUUUAUAUAGCAGUAGAUUGAUGAUGAUCUACCUUUGUGAUUCCUGAAUACGCCAAAAGGAAGGCAAAUAAAUGAAUAAUUAGUUGGCCAAACUUUGAGAUCACAAUGACUGCUUAAGAAGUAUUUGCAAGCUAGUUGUUUAUAAGCAGUGAUUUGUUUGGCAGUUGGCUAAUUCAGUAUUAUGAUCAAGUUUAGACUAGCUGGUAAGUUGUUUCAUUUGCCUUUUGAUUUGCUUUUUGUUUGCAUCAUAUAAUCAUACGUCAUUACUAUUAUCAAAUGUUGGUUCUAAAAAUGUUAAAAGGUUGUGCCAUGCAAUUUGUUGGUUGCUGCAAAGCCUGCAAUACCUCCUGUAUGCGCAUUGUCCACUCACCUAUAUGCUAUUGCUAUUGGCCUUUCUUUAUAGAAUGUGAUUUCCUUUUAACAGUUGACUUACAUCCUCUUUGUACGUAACCAUAUAUAUUGACAUCAAUUUAAGGCAGCAUGUGUUUUUGAAAUUUCUUUUAUCCCCUUUAUACCACCUUUUUAGGUGUUCAUCUUGCUAAUGUUUGCAUUCAGUGCUCUGAUUUAUGAUUUUUCUGUUUCUUAAUUAAGGUUAUUUCUGAAACCCUAAUAGUUUUCAUAAAUAAUUUGCAUCCUUGAGAAGCUACAGGAUGUUUUGGUCACUCCUUCGAUCACAGAGCAGCUAGAAGUUCAUCGCCACAACAGGCUUGUGGUCAAGCCUUCUCCGUUUGGCUGUGAGGAACUAUCAGGUAUUCUGGCCAACAUGGUGAAGAAUCAUAGACUGGGCAGGUCAUGGAACGGACAGUUGACAAUGGAUGAUUUUGAAGUAAUUAAUGGUCAUCAGAUUAUCAUUACCAAGAAGCCCACUCAGUAUGAAAUUGGGGAGGGGGCGAUUAUACCAGCUGAUACCAGGACAGCUUUCUGUAAUGAUCUUGGAGUCAUACCCAAGAUCAUCCUACCAAAAUUUAGGGUUGACAACUUUUCCAAUCCACACCAUAUAGCCUUUAAGAGUUGCCUGGAGGAGUUAAAGCUUGGCAGCAUAAUCAAGUGGUCAGACUUGGAGGAGCACUAUGAGUUAGUACUUCAUCAUCCAUAUCUCAAACCUCCAAUAGCAGUUCUGUAUCUGUUCACUGGAAUACACAGCUGCUGUCGAGCACACGACGAUGGUGAUGAGGUUGCCUGGUACAAGACCGUGUUGGCAUCACGGGAAUACCAGGAAUGGGGAGCUGAUGAAGAUUGCAAAAGUUGGAUAGACUUGGUGAAUAAUUCCAACAAUGAACUGCUUAUUGAGGUACUUGAGUAUCCUACCAAAGGGAUUGCUCAACCAGGCAGGCCUUUGCCUGAACCAUACAAUGAAACUCUUGAGUCAUUCUGCUCGUAUGUGAGACAUUCAGGUCUGCACACGACUGACAACACCCGGAAGAGGAGACCAUCUGAGCCAGUCUUAUUGGGCAAAGAUGGGCCAGUAGAGGAGCAGAGGCGUGAACCCAGAGAGCAAUUGGUAAAGUUACAAGAUGAAGUUGUGACAACAGCUGCACUGUUUUUGGCGGAGGUCAUGGAAGACGUGAUUGCCUCGCUGAUCAACUCCGCUGCAAUGGAGGGAAUGUUGCUCCCUCAUUGGAAAGUAUACAAGAAUUGCACUUCAUAUGACAAGUCCGAAGAUGUGGAAAGCGAGGAUACGUGAUGAGCUGUAAGCGUGAAAAGCGAAGAUACUGGUUGCAGCUAUCUGUACUUGAUAUAAAGCCUGGAAAAAGAAGAAUGGGGCACACUGACUCUUGGAGCUGAAAGGUGCUAACUGUAACCCAAACUACAGAAAUAUUCUGCAUUGUCUAUUUAGACUGCUGGGUGGGAUAACAGCGGUUGUGUUGAGGUGUUGGUUACCUCUGCAAUUGAGACUUGCUGUGUGGAUUGUGUGUUACGGUUAUCCCAAAAACGGUUGUGUUGAGGUGUGGCGGCAUGCCUUGCCGGUGCAAGUACCCA